UAUCAAAUAUUUAUUAUUCAAAAUCAUUAAUUGUCAUAUAUACUUUAGCUAAAUUAAGUAAUUCUGUGAUUUUUAUUAAGGAAACAGUGAAGAGCAUUUAUGAUUAAUUUAUGGUUAGUUUAUUAAAAAGCUUAUUAUAUAUUUAUAUGAACCAAUAUAUUUUUUUAAGAAUUCUAAAAAUGAUUGUGGUGAUGACAUGUGGCUACAAAAAUAUGUUGUAAUGCUUCUCUUUUAAUAUAUAGGGGAUAAUAAGUUAUUGACUGUAGUGUAGAUAUCUAUAUUCGCACCAUAAAAAAAGUUCUACAUAGCGGGGACGGUUUUAUGUAAAUGUUUGGCAUUUGCAAGCAGUAAGCCUCAGAAGUUACUAAGGGUGACUCCAUAAGUUUUGUUCUUUUCCUUGAGUCAAGAAAAACAAAUACGGGAGACUUUCGUUAUGUAUAGCUUUAAAGAAAUGGUAAACUUAGUUUGUUGUCGAUACAAAGUGGUCAUUUGUUUACCGCCUAUCAUAGUUGCAAUGUACUUAUUGUAGUAUAAAGUUCAGUGUUCAAAGGUUAGCAUUUAUUUGCUUAGGGAAAAAGGAAAAAAAAAAUAGAGUUCAAAAGAAUAGGAACAUUAGCAUUUAAUAUCAUAAAUUGUAGUAGUUUUUGACCUUCCAUAAAUAGAGGAUGCGAAUUAAACAGAAUCUUUAGACCAAAAAAAGAAUUAAACAGAAUCUGUGAAUCUUCAACACAGAGAGAUCUCUCUCAACAGUUUCUUCUGUAUUCUCUAUCUCUCUAACUGCAUUCAUGGCGGCCACUGGAAGAUCAAGAACUUCAUCAGUCCUAUGUCCUCUCUCUUCUCCUGAGACGUUACUCAAUCAUCAUCAAAGAUCAUCCGCGUCUCUUUGCAACAUCAACCUCUGUUUGAAGAGGUUUUUUCCCGGAAACACUCCAAAAACCUCCGCUGCGUCCAAGUGUUUGUGCUCUCCUACGACGCACCCUGGGUCGUUCCGGUGCGCUUUUCACCGCCGUUUAGAAAGCGAGAAGAACAGAACCCUAAAUUCACAGGCGAAGCCAAACAAGUGUGGUAACAUGACAAAGAACUCGGGAUUGAAUAUGAGAAAAACGGCGUUGCUGAAUUCACUCGUGAGGAUCGCGAGUGUGGAGGCAGACCGGGUUAAGAAAUCUUUAGCGGCGAGUAUGGUUACACCGUCGCCUCUCCAUAUCAGUCGCCGGUUUGAUUUCCGGCCACGACCUAGCCGCUUCUACGCAUUGCGUAAAGAUCAAGAUUUAAUAUCUAGUCGACUUUGACCUAUUUCUUGCGUACGAAGGAACUAUCUUUUGGUCAACGAAAUUCUGACUAGACUACACAUCACAGCUUAAAUGUUUUUAAUUUUGUUUUUAAUAUUCAAAUAGAGAAACUUUACUCUUGGUGUAAUGUAAUCAGGGGAGUCAUAAAUUCUGAUGACUUAUAAGUUAUAAACUUAAACUAUAAACAAGUUUCCAGUUCAUGUCUGACUUGACUUUCCACUUUUGGUAUGUUUGACUGAAGUUUCUAGUUUUUGCUUAUACGAUGGGAGAUAUAAAUAUGCGGGGAGAAUGUUAUCUUUCCAAUAUUGACCAUGUUAUUGCCAUACACAUAAAAAGAAAGAAAAGAUACUGAGAAAGUGAGAAUAGAGGAUUCAGAGUUUUGUCUAUACAGUAGUGUUAGGAUUAAUAUUUUUUAACUUAUAGAGUUGUAAUUUACAAAAAAAAAUAUUUUUGAAUUUUCCAUUUUAGAAUAUAG
Molecule: messenger RNA, 1764 nt
Organism: Brassica napus (rape)
Lineage: Eukaryota; Viridiplantae; Streptophyta; Magnoliopsida; Brassicales; Brassicaceae
Exons: 1
Coding region: 786-1289 (167 amino acids)
Source: RefSeq, a predicted model, not a curated record